CAUCUCAUCUUCUCCAGCACGUUGGAAACCUCAACGUCUGCGUCUUGGAAAGUGUGUUCUCCUUGUCCUUCUCGUCUGUCAAAAUCACUGUCUUUUCCUCCCUUGUCCUGCAUCAUGCUGCGCCCAGUUGCCAUCCACUGUCUGUUUUCCACCUUGCUGUGCAUGUGGCCGCUGUGCAACGCCCAGUCAGACUCCAGCCCCCCUGUAAUCCAGCUACGACUAGCCGGGGAGAAGCGAAAACACUACGAGGGCCGGGUGGAAGUUUUCUACAAUGGGGAGUGGGGGACAGUGUGCGAUGAUGACUUCUCCAUGACCGCUGCCCAAGUGGUGUGCAGAGAGCUCGGCUUCUUGGAUGCCGAGUCCUGGCUGCCCUCAGCCAAGUACGGAAAAGGAGAAGGCCAUAUCUGGUUAGACAAUGUGCACUGCUCUGGUAGUGAGAAGAGCCUGGCUCAGUGUCAUUCCAAUGGCUUUGGAGUGUCGGACUGCAAACAUUCAGAAGAUGUCGGAGUGGUCUGCAACCAAAAACGCAUUCCAGGCUUCAAAUUCAUCCGGAACCAGGCCAGCAGCGAAGAGGGUUCGACGGUGCAGGUGGAGGAUGUGAGGCUCAGGGCCUCUUACUCUCAAAGGAAAAAGAUUCCCAUCACUGAAGGCUUUUUGGAGGUGAAAGACGGAGGCAAGUGGAGACAGAUCUGCAACGAGGAGUGGACGGAGACGAACAGCAGGGUCAUCUGUGGCAUGUACGGCUUCCCCGGGGAGAAACGCGUCAAUACCCGACCCUACAAAUUGCUGGCCAAGCGUCGUAAGAAGACCUACUGGGGUUUCUCUGUAAACUGCACAGGCAACGAGGCCGACCUCUCAGAUUGUAAGAUGGGCAGAGAGAUAAAGUUGAAGGGCAACAGCACCUGCGAGCAGGGCAUGCCUGUAGUGGUCAGCUGUGUGCCAGGACGUGCCUUUGCCCCCAGCGUCAGUGCCGGCUACAGGAAGGCCUAUCGGGUUGAGCAACCCUUGGUGCGUCUAAGAGGUGGAGCCAUGAUUGGUGAGGGGCGAGUGGAGGUGUUGAAGAAUGGGGAGUGGGGCACAGUGUGUGACGACAACUGGAACAUUCGAGCUGCCACCGUGGUGUGUAGAGAGCUGGGGUUCGGUAGUGCCAAAGAGGCCUUGACUGGUGCCCGACUAGGACAAGGGAUCGGGCCGGUCCACAUGAAUGAGGUGGAGUGCUCUGGGUUUGAAAAGUCACUGACUGAGUGCUACUUCAACCGUGAAGCUUUGGGUUGCAGCCAUGAGGAAGACGCAGCACUCAGGUGUAAUGUUCCUGCCAUGGGCUUCAACAAAAGACUCCGGUUAAAUGGAGGCCGUAAUCCCUAUGAGGGCCGCGUGGAGGUUCUGGCAGAGAAGAACGGCUCUAUGGUGUGGGGCGCAGUGUGCAGUGACAGCUGGGGGACCAUGGAGGCCAUGGUCGUGUGCAGACAGCUCGGCCUGGGCUUUGCCAACCAUGCUUUCCAGGAAACAUGGUACUGGGAAGGAGAUUCCUCAGCUGAUGCUGUCUUGAUGAGUGGAGUGCGAUGUUCAGGAACUGAGCUAACUCUGGAUCAGUGUCUUCAUCACGGGAAACACAUUCACUGUCCUAAAGGAGGUGGACGCUUCUCUGCAGGGGUCUCCUGUACUCAGAUGGCCCCAGACCUGGUCCUGAGUGCCCAGGCUGUGGAGCAGACCACUUACCUGGAGGACAGACCCAUGUACGCCCUGCAGUGUGCCCACGAGGAGCACUGCCUGUCCAAAAGUGCUGACACAGCUGACUUCAGCUCCUACCGCCGCCUUCUGCGCUUCUCCUCUCAGAUCUUAAACAACGGCCAGUCAGACUUCAGGCCGCGGGCGGCACACCAGUCCUGGAUUUGGCAUGAGUGUCACAGACAUUACCACAGUAUGGAGGUUUUCACCCACUAUGACCUGCUGAGUCUAAAUGGAACCAAAGUUGCAGAGGGACACAAAGCCAGCUUCUGUCUGGAGGACACUCACUGUGACGAGGGUAUCCAGAAGAAGUAUGAAUGUGCAAACUUCGGGGCACAGGGCAUCACAGUUGGCUGUUGGGAUACCUACAGGCACGACAUUGACUGUCAGUGGAUUGACAUCACAGACGUGAAGCCCGGAGACUACAUCUUCCAGGUUGUGAUAAACCCCAACUAUGAAGUUGCUGAAUCGGAUUACACCAACAACAUUAUGAAGUGCCGCUCCCGGUACGAUGGACAGCGGAUGUGGACAUACAACUGUCAUAUAGGUGGAUCGCUGAAUUCAGAAACUGAGGAAGCAUUCCCUGGACUGCUGACCAACCAGCUUACACGCAGGUAGACCAAAGAGUGACGAGACAGGCGGACAAUAGGAAGCAUAUAUUGAUAUUUGACAACCACUAGAGGGAGCUGUGCUGUGUUGAUUCCUUGGAGCUGUGCUGGAUUGAUUUUGGGCUCAGGGCCCAACUGGUACGACGGACAAUGAUUCAAUGAGAAAAUGAACUGCUUGCUUACUAAAUCUAUUAACCACAUUCAGCUGUACAUAAAUGUCCUUAUCUUUUAGUGUCGUAGUGCCUUUGCUGUCAGUGAAAUGUAGGUUUUGACCUGGUGCUUGCUGGGACAGAUGUCAGGGAGGGUUGCAGCCAAAUAAUUUAUUGAAUUAACUUUGCCAACAGUUGUUUUCUAAGCCAUUGUUUGUGAAAAGCUUCAAACUAACAUCCAUUAGAUGAGACCUUCACCUUAUGUUGUCUGCUUGGGAUGGAUGGAUAUAGUCUACUGUUAAACCUGGUGCUACAACCGAAUCUUGCCCUGUAUGUUUUCCCCCCAAAACAGUUUUAAAAAAACUGUAAAGGGAGGUUCUCAUAUCAAAAAUGUUUCCACAGUAUUGGAUAUUUAAAAGACUUUAACUCAAAACUGAGCACAGUACAUGAUUAUAAUUACUGGAGAGCAACCUGGCACAGUUUACGGCAACAACUCAACUAACAAGACAAAUAUUUCGUAAUUCCUUUAAAAAAAAAAAAAAAAACAGUUCUACAAAGGAUGACAACUUGUUACCUAAACUGUAAUUUAGGCUAUUUUAAGUUAGAUUUAUUUUAACAUUUUCUGUCAAGGCUCCUUCAGUGCUGAACACAGUAAAAUCAUCUUUAACAGUUGCUUGAUUGGAUGUAUUUCAUGCAUUGUUUCUGGCAAUCUGUAAAAAUGUUCAGUCAUAAAUUGUAAGAAUUAUGUGGGAAUAUGCUUUUGUCGACCAGGAUUUUUCGUUCCACAUACUUGAGCUCGCUUUUGAAAUUGUUAUAUUUAUUGAUUUCUUUUCUUUAUUGUUUCAGUAUACACAUUUUCAUCUUCAUGAUCUGCGCAUCCCCUCAGCUUAUUCCCCAAUGUCUAAACUUUGUUACAUUAUAACAGUCAGGGAAUAUGAUAACAUUGUGGAUUUACUGAAAAGCCACAAUUGUAUGUGAAAAUGCCUCUUCAUUGUUUUGUGAAUUUGUCUUUUUUUAUUUUUUAAAUGUAGCAAAUUCAAGGAUCCUUCAUUUUAAAAAGAAUACUUGUUGCCUGCGGCCUGACUGGUUAUAUUUUGUAUGCAAGGGUGAAUGUGGAAAAGCUUUUACAUUUUUAAAAUAAAUAUUGUUGAAUGCA
Messenger RNA from Anoplopoma fimbria (sablefish), 3641 nucleotides. Its product is annotated as lysyl oxidase homolog 2A-like. The coding region runs from base 115 to 2346 and encodes 743 amino acids. Lineage: Eukaryota; Metazoa; Chordata; Actinopteri; Perciformes; Anoplopomatidae. The record is from RefSeq and is a predicted model, not a curated record. The transcript has 14 exons. Gene Ontology annotation, biological process: peptidyl-lysine oxidation; sprouting angiogenesis. Gene Ontology annotation, cellular component: membrane. Gene Ontology annotation, molecular function: protein-lysine 6-oxidase activity; copper ion binding.